UGUUGACUCGCAGGACAAGAGAAGGAAGUGGAGUUGAAGUGAAAGCGGUGAGAAGUCACUUGGGCAAAACUGCAACCUUUGAUAUUCGCACGAGGGAUGUGUGAAACAGUGCGAUCACGUGCUUGGUACUCCUCUUUCCAGUCAAGCUUGUGCUCAAACCUUCAUGCAGGAGAAACAAUUCAACGGGCAUCCAUGAUCCCAUCUACAUCGACAGUUCGUAUGUCAAUCACAAUUCACGUCCUCGUCUUCACGAUCAUGGUCUUUGUACCUUUGGGGUGCAUCCGCGAAUACCGGCUGUGGUUCUAUCAUCGCUCAUCCCGGUCAGGGUUAUUGCCGAAGUGGACGGCAGGUUCAAGACCACCAGUGGCUUGCCCUACCUUGAAUGUUCCUCGUACCAGUAGUACAUUUCACAUGCAGAGCCUGCAUUUCUCACUGUUUAUUGAAGUUCUCAAAUCAUUUCGUCGUGCUUGCUGUAGCGUUCAGUGAGAAUAACGCGUGGACAGGAACCAUUUGCGCCUUCCUCCAUCUACAAAGUACAUCUCCAUGUACUGCCGUCCUUCUCACACUGCUUUCUUUGUCUC
Molecule: messenger RNA, 581 nt
Organism: Mollisia scopiformis
Lineage: Eukaryota; Fungi; Ascomycota; Leotiomycetes; Helotiales; Mollisiaceae
Exons: 1
Coding region: 97-486 (129 amino acids)
Source: RefSeq, a predicted model, not a curated record